AUGAUCGCAUCUCAAGGAAUGACGCUUUGGCAGGAGAUUUCUCUUUCUAUCUCUUUAAAAAUACAGGACAAUUACAGCGGUAUCGACUAUUCAAUCGAUGAAAUUUCGGAGUCUGAUUCUGAUGAUGAGGCUGGCGAUUGCAAGGAGCUUGUCCAAAUGAAACGAGGCGACGUUUGCCAAUUGCUCGACGAAAACAAUUACAAUAGAAUUCACUUUCUAUUGGAUGGAAGUUAUCGACUUCACAAGCGUUCUGAUCCCGAAUGUCUUCAACAUUUUACAUUGCCCGGCUGUGGUCACUCACUUGCUUAUGUUCUAUGUUACGGCAUUUUAAGUAUCGAGCACAGGAUACUUCUAGCUUAUACACUCGCACGAGCAUGCUGGCAAUUCUAUAACUUCGACAUCGUGCACGAAAAAUGGACUAGUGAAAAUGUUUUCUUCAUGCCGACCGACAAUCAAGAUGGGAAUCAAAUUCCCCUUCGGGCUUUUCUAUCUAUUCCCUUCGAUCAAGUUAGUCGGUCUCCAGAUGAGUUCCUAGAAACAGGCGCCUAUACUCAUCGAUACCCUCGAAUUCUCUUCUUGGGAAUCAUGCUUCUUGAGAUCGGUCUUGGCGAGUCCCUGGGGCUAGGGUCGUUGGGGACGUCGAAACUAAGUUCAGUUGCAUAUAUAAAUAGAGCGCAUGCAAAGGCACGCAUGCGGUUGAAUGAGUUCAAAAAGAUAUCCUGGGAUGGUUUCUCCUACAAAUCCGUGUUUGUUGAAGCAAUCGAAAAUUGCUUGGACUCGCAAAAUUUCAAGAAUACUUACAAGCCACAAAGAAAGCGGGCAAAAGGAGAGGCAUCCAAAAGAAGGCAGAUGGAAGAUAUGUCCGCCCUACAGCAAAGGCGGACUGCCUUGUACCGCAAAACUGUUGCUCCGUUGUAUUGGCUUGCCGAAGUUGGCUUUGAGAGCUCAGGUGAAGUCCCACUUAUUACCGUCAAGAAGUCCCAGCGACAGAAACCGACAGUCGUGGAAGAUGAGGAAAUCCGAACAUUUUGGAAUAAGGUUAGGGCACCAACUUUCGACACAAAUGGCCCUUCUGCUCGAUCCGGAGCUUGGAUGAAUCACCUUGGUGUUAUUUCUGGCCAUGUGCUUCGAUGUCGGAGGCAAGCAAAGAUUAUCCCGCGGAUUCGAGUUGCAAUACUGGACACUGGCUGCCAUAGAGAUCUCCCUUUCUUCCAAAGGAACACUGUUUCAGGUUGCUUCACGGACUGGAAAGACUUUGCCGAUGCCUCACAAGUCCCUGUGGAUACCUUCGGGCAUGGAACAUUUAUGGCCCGCCUCCUACUUCAGAUUGCUCCUAUUGUAGAUCUUUCUGUUGUUCGUGUUGCGGUUACCCAGGAUCAAUUAAGUUCCAACGAAGAAAGCGUCGUCCAGGCCAUUGAAUAUGCUGGCUUGGACUGGAAGGCCGAUAUCAUAUCAAUGUCCUUUAGUUUUUCAAGAUCAAGCACGUCUAUAUCAGAUAUCAUCGACAAGGUCGUGAAAAAGCGAGAGAAUAAAGUCAUAUUUCUCGCCAGCGCCGGAAACUCUUCGAGUGAUCGUGGUGAAGGAUUCCCUGCUCGCCAGCCUUAUGUCAUUCCAAUAUAUGCUACUGAUUAUCAGGGCACAUUUCUCAGGUCAAAUCCCACGAGAUCGGGAGAUGGACCUAGAGUUUUGGGGACCUAUGGCGACAAUAUUCCUGAGUUUAUUCUUGAGGAAAUGGAAACAUCUUUUCCGAGAGGUGAUUUUAGUCCUGGUACCUCAGUCGCAACUGCCAUUGCCGCUGGAAUUGUUGCCAUGAUGCUUUCAUAUUCCGCUGCUCUCCCAGUUUUGGUCCAAGCGAAGCUUUUCGAAGAAACCUUAGAAAAUCUCAAGACGCCGAAAGGAAUGACGAAUUUGCUGCGAGUAAUGUCGCAGAAUACAGACUAUCGGGGAGACUCAGUGAAUCCUAUUCGAUUUUGGAGCGAUAAGUCCAAGGAUAAGGAGGUUUUUCUCGCAAUCUGCAGGGCUCUAGCGGAAUAG
This is a messenger RNA of Penicillium pulvis, 2034 nucleotides long. RefSeq names its product S8/S53 family peptidase. Gene Ontology annotation, biological process: proteolysis. The record is from RefSeq and is a predicted model, not a curated record. Gene Ontology annotation, molecular function: serine-type endopeptidase activity. The transcript has 3 exons. NCBI's taxonomy places the organism in Eukaryota, Fungi, Ascomycota, Eurotiomycetes, Eurotiales, Aspergillaceae. Bases 1 to 2034 code for a protein of 677 amino acids.